Toxotes jaculatrix (banded archerfish) is the source of this 3007-nucleotide messenger RNA. It is a transcript of the gene cnksr3, whose product is annotated as cnksr family member 3. The record is from RefSeq and is a predicted model, not a curated record. Gene Ontology annotation, cellular component: cytoplasm; membrane. Gene Ontology annotation, molecular function: protein binding. Gene Ontology annotation, biological process: regulation of signal transduction. The coding region runs from base 157 to 2847 and encodes 896 amino acids. The transcript is spliced from 21 exons. Lineage: Eukaryota; Metazoa; Chordata; Actinopteri; Toxotidae.
UGAGCGGCGGACAGUUGGACCGUUGUGACUGCGGGUCUUUGUGCCUUUUAAUGAACUAAUCAUGUCUAAUUAAUGAUUUUAAUCGGUGAUUUGGACAAAAGAGAUUUAAAGCAAGUGAAUCCCGGAGAGACGCCGGUUGUCGCUGCGCUGUGAGUAAUGGAGGCUCUGAGUAAGUGGACCCCGCAACAAGUGGUGGACUGGCUGAGAGGACUGGACGACAGCCUGCAGCAGUACAUCCCGUCUUUCCAGCGGCAGCAGGUGGACGGGGAGAAGCUGCUCAGGAUGUCCCACCAGGAGCUGCUGUCUCUGGGCGUGUCCCGGGUCGGACAUCAGGAGCUGGUGCUGGAGGCCGUGGAUCUGCUCUGCGCUCUGAACUACGGCGUGGAGUCCGAUAACCUGAAGACUCUGGUGGGGAAGAUGAGAGCGGCACACCACAACCUGAGCGCCGCUGUGUCGCAGCGACGGAAAAACCCCGCCUACCACAACAAAAACUCCCAUCAGCCCUCCAACGAAUUCCUGACCGCCGUGGUCGAGCUGAUUGGAGCCGCCAAGAGUCUGCUGGCCUGGCUGGACAGGACUCCUCUGACGAGCGCCAACGACUUCACUUCCACUAAAAGCAGAAUCAUCCAGCUCUGUCUGGAGCUCACCUCCACCGUCCAGAAGGACUGUACAGUUUAUGAGAUGGAGGAGAAGAUUCUGGAAGUGUCACGAGCUCUAAAUGGCAUCUGUGAGAAGACGGUCCAGGUGACCUCUGACCCCUCAAAGAGCGAGAUGGCCUGUCUGGAGGAGGUUCACAUCACCAACAUCAAGCCCGGGGAGGGACUGGGAAUUUACAUCAAAUCCACCUACGACGGGCUUCACGUCAUCACAGGAACAACAGAGAACUCUCCUGCAGAUAAAACCCAGAGAAUUCACGCUGGAGACGAAGUGGUUCAGGUCAACAAACAGACAGUGGUGGGCUGGCAGCUGAAGCACCUGGUGGAGAAGUUGAGGGCGGAGACUGGAAGUGUUGUCCUGGUGGUGAAGAAGAGGCCGUGUGGAGUCUCUGGUGGCUUUGCACCUGCUCCUCUGAAAAACCUGCGCUGGAGGCCGCCGCUCGUACAGACCUCUCAGGGAGCUCCAGGUCUCUUCAGAUCUCAACAGCCAGAAACCUCAGAGGCUCCUGGGAAGAGAACGGGAAGAAGAGGCAUCUUGGAAUUGUACAUCCCUCCUCCCCCUCCCGUACCGUACGUUCCACUAGAUGGGAACAUGAAUGUGUCUCCAGGUGUGAAACUCAGGCCAAAGUCUCCAAACUCGUGUCUGGACUCAGACGUGCGGCGGCGCUUCACAGUUGCAGACGACAACAGGACGUCUGUCAGCCCCCCACAUGAACUCAACCAGCCAAUCCCUGUCCGCCUUCGACAGCGUUCCUCUACACGCACUAAACCUCGACCCGUCUCCAUGCCGGUGGAGUCGUUGUCCGGCGUGUCUGACCCGUCCUCCAGGCCCAGAGCUCAGGGAAGGAAAGGGCAGGACAUUCUUCACAGAUACCUGAGUAACGAGGGGAUCAGCACCAUCACGGAGGAGGAGCCAUGUUUCCCUCUGCCGUACCGUGGACACCCAUCUGUUCGCGGCGUCGACCACAUCAGAGGCAGCCAGUGCUUCAUCAGCUCCGACCUGCACAACAGCGCCACCAUCCCAUACCAGGAAGCAGCCUCCAAAAAGUCUUCUUCCUCCACCUCUGCUGCUGUUUCUCCUCCUCAGGCGGCGACUAAACAGUCGACUUCGCUGCUCGGCGGCUGGCUGGCUCGUCUCAGGCUGCUCAGCCACUGGUCGUCUGCAGCCAUGAGUCGGCGGCGUGUUUCGGUCAAAGAUCUGGGUGUGGUGGACUGCCAGGGCUGGCUUCACCGCAGGAAGGAAGGCCGCAGCUUCCUGGGAAGCAAAUGGAAGAAAUACUGGUUUGUUCUGAAGAAGAACUCUCUGUACUGGUACGCCGACAAGAUGGCUGAGAAAGCAGAAGGAUUCGUCAACUUGUCCGGCUUCACCAUCGAACAGGCCAAACAGUGCAGGAAGAAACAUUCCAUUACAGCCACUCAUCCAGAGAUUGUGACCAUUUUUAUUGCGGCAGAGAGCUUCACAGAGAUUAACAAGUGGAUCAGUAAACUGUCGGAAGCAGCCGAGCUGUGUGAAGUGGUCGACGCUAAAGAGUGCUACAGUGAGGGCAGUGAUCAGGAGGUUGAAGAGUGUGUGUCCACCUGUUCUCAGGACUCUGAACAGGAAACGGCAGAAUCAGAAAACGGAGAGCUCCUUCAGACUCCCUGUAAGCCUCCAUCCUCCACCCCUCCCUCUACAGUAACACCUGACGGCACAGGUGGAAGCUGCUCGGAGGGAGGAGCCCUGAACGCAGACAGAGGAGGAGCGGGCUCGGAGAGCGGUGAGCGCCUCCCCAGGCCCGACGGAGCCGGUGGAGCAGCGUCCCUCCCUCUGAUCCACGUCGGAGAGAAAUCAGAAGAGGAGGCCGUCCAUGAGAAGCCGCCUGAUGAGAUGGAGACUCUCUACAACCACCUGAAGACGGCCAGCUUGUCUCCGAUGGGACAGUCCAGCCAGAGGGACUUCAGAGCGUCGUUCAUCCGACGAUGUAAAAACGACAAGGUCAACGAGAAGCUUCACGUGCUCAGGAUCCUCAGGAGCACGUUAAAGGCCAAAGAGCUGGAGCUGACGGCGGUGGAGCAGAUCCUUACCGACCCGGCUCUCACUGCGACCGCAUACAGACAGUGGAGACUCUCCAACCUCAUCCUGCUGCAGGAGAUGAGUACGGCAGCAGGGGGCGCUGCACAGCUCACACCUGCUGAGCAGCUGAGCGGCUGACAGGUCCACACCAAGGAGGAUAAACGUGAUAAACAUCGUUUUACACUGGUGGUUUAAAAAAAACAUCUGAACACUGAAGCGCCAGAAUUCUUCUGGAUCUCAUUAGAUCACCUGAGACCAAGCGAAGGUGCAGAACAUGUUGUAGGUAACUUUUUAAAUC